AAAAUUUUCCUUUGGAUAUAGAAGUUGUUCCUGAAAUCAAUUCAUUGACAGGUUAUCGAAUUGUAGAUAUCAGAUACUUCCUAAAUAUAACAACUAAAAUUCAAGUACAACACAACAAGAGGUGCACUGGUGGACAAUUAGUUUAUCUAAAAGAAGUGCGAUGUGGGUUAAGAAGCACAUUUAUUUUAAAAUGCAACAUUUGUGACAAAGAAGUAUCAGUUUCAACAGAAAAUCCGAAAACAAGGUCCAAAAUUAAUAGAGCAGCUGUAUGGGGAACAUUUUCAGUAGGAAGCACCUACGCACAUUUAAUGGAAUUAUUGAAAGUAAUGGAUAUUCCAUGUUUAUCUAAAAAUUUGUAUUAUAAAAUUCAAAAUGAAUUGGAUCAGGUAUGGAAAGAAUCAUUAUGGCUUGCUUUGGAAGAAGCUGGAAAAUUAGAACGUGAAGCUGCAAUUAAGGAAGGACAUGUAGAUUCACAUGGCAUUCCAUAUAUAACUGAUGGAUAUUUAGAUGGAGGAUGGUCUAAACGAAGCUAUGGACAUACGUAUAAUGCAAAUUCUGGAGCUGCUGUUAUAAUAGGGAAAACAACAGGAAAAGUAUUAUUCGUAGGUGUAAGGAAUAAAUACUGUUGUAUUUGCGCUAGAGCCGAAAACAAUAAUGAAGCUGCUAAAACACAUAUUUGUUUUAAAAAUUGGUCCGGUUCAUCAUCUUCAAUGGAACAGGAUAUAAUAGUAGAGGGAUUUAAUAACAGCAUAGAAAUGCAUGGGUUGAAAUACUUAAAAUUUAUUGCAGAUGGUGAUUCCUCAGUUUUUAAAAAUAUUAAAGAAAAGGUACCAUAUGGACACGAGGUUGUUAAAAUUGAAUGCAUGAACCAUGUAUUAAAAAAUUUCAGUAAAAACCUUUACAAAAUUAAAAAAGAUACUCAAGGGGUCCCUGUUGAUGCCAGAAAGAUGUUAAAAAGCGAUACUAUUAAUGAACUAAAUAAAUCAGUUCAAUCUGCAAUUUACGCAAAUACGCAGGAUCCAGAAAAUCUAAGAGCCGAUAUUAGAAAUUCAAUAUAUCACGUUUAUGGUAAUCACAGUGCUUGCAAACAGUAUUUGUGCACCAAUACUGGAGACGUUUCUAAUGAUCGAACAACUCAACUUAUAUCUUCUGGCCUGUUGAGCAAUUAUUAA
Aethina tumida (small hive beetle) is the source of this 1172-nucleotide messenger RNA. RefSeq lists its product as uncharacterized. Bases 309 to 1172 code for a protein of 287 amino acids. NCBI's taxonomy places the organism in Eukaryota, Metazoa, Arthropoda, Insecta, Coleoptera, Nitidulidae. The transcript is spliced from 4 exons. The record is from RefSeq and is a predicted model, not a curated record.